AAUCAAUGCAUGGCACAACCACAGGAAAGGAAAUCUUUGAGGAGGUUUCCAAAUGUGUAACUGAAAUAAAGCUGCCAUGGGAUAAACUCGUUGGAUUAACGACAGAUGGUGCGCCAGCGAUGUGCGGUAAAAAGAGUGGACUGGUGGGCAUGGUUCGGGAGAAGAUAAGGGAAGAGAACUGUGCAGAUGAGCUAACUGUUUACCACUGCAUCAUACAUCAGGAAGCACUGUGUGCCAAAGCCCUAAAGAUGGAACAUGUUAUGACCACAGUAACACAGAUAGUUAACUUUAUAAGAGCCAAAGGUCUAAAUCACCGCCAGUUUAAAUCUUUUCUGGAGGAGUGUGGUUCGGAAUACGCAGACGUGCCGUAUCACACAGAGGUGAGAUGGCUAAGCAGAGGAAAAGUACUGAACAGAUUUUUUGAGCUGCGUGAGGAAAUAUGUCAAUUCCUGGAAACCAAAGGGAAGGAUACAGCAGAGCUCCGGGAGCAAAAGUUCCUGUGUGAGCUGGCCUUUCUCUGUGACAUCUCGAGCCAUCUCGAUGCGCUGAACCUGCAGCUUCAGGGGCGGGGGCGCAUCAUCACAGACAUGUACGCUGCAGUGAGGGCCUUCAAAACUAAACUGUGCCUGUGGGAGAAUCACAUGCUGCAAGGAAACCCUUGCCAUUUUCCCUGCUGCCAUUCCAUAAAAGCGCAGAUCUCUACCGCCGUGUUCCCAUGCACACAGUUCGCUGAAAAUCUCAGUGUUCUCGCCGCUGAGUUUAGCCGGCGAUUUGCCGACUUCGAUGCCCAGAAAUGCAAGUUUGAACUGCUUAGUAAUCCCUUCGCAGUUGAUGUGGAAAAUGCACCAACCAACAUCCAAAUGGAGCUGAUUGAACUCCAGUGCAACGACACGCUGAAGUCAAAGUAUGAUGUUGUGGGCGCCGCACAGUUUCCACGGUUCAUCCCUGACACAAUGCCUCAGCUCCGCACCCAAGCUGCUCAGAUGCUCUCCAUGUUCGGCAGCACUUAUCUAUGCGAGCAACUUUUCUCCUCGAUGAAGAUGACCAAAACAACUCACAGGAGACGUCUGACUGAUGAACAUCUUCGCUCGAUACUGAGGAUUUCUUCAGCUCAGAGCUUGAGCCCAGACAUUGAUAAACUAGCAUCCAAGAAGAGAUGCCAGGUAUCUGGCUUGGGCACAUCAGAUUAG
This is a messenger RNA of Hypomesus transpacificus, 1190 nucleotides long. Its product is annotated as general transcription factor II-I repeat domain-containing protein 2-like. The record is from RefSeq and is a predicted model, not a curated record. Lineage: Eukaryota; Metazoa; Chordata; Actinopteri; Osmeriformes; Osmeridae. The transcript has a single exon. The coding region runs from base 6 to 1190 and encodes 394 amino acids.